GUAAGUGCGCGAGGCAGCAAGCGCAGUAAAAUCUCCAGGAAGCAAAGGUUGGAAUUUAAGAGAGAAGGAAGUUCCUACACAAAUGUGGAUUAAUUUAUAACGCUGUAGUUAUUUUAAAGAGAUAUUGCUGGUCAUAUGAUUACACACAAAAAACCGAAUCAUGAACGUUGGUAGAGUUUGAGACUCGUGGAGCAGCUAGCGAGCUCUCAAACAAACAAAUGUCAAAAAACCCGCAGGAUCUGCCGAGUCUUGACAGAUCGACUUAAAACGAACGAAUGACACAGGAAAAACAGAAACACCGUUUGUCAUCUAAUUGUACUUUUCACAACAUUAUGAAACAAGUUAUAAAUGGUUGGAUAUCAAAGACGCUAGCUAUAUUUUGAACGUGGGGACAGAAGGUCAUUUGUAAACCUGACCACCCCCAGAAUAAAACAAUAGCAGAUGCACAGAUCGAGGAAUAUGCAGCGAUAAAACAUUUGGCGUGUCAUAAAACUGUAUAUACAUAUUUUAGUCUCUACCAAUAGUAGCUUCUUCAUUAUCCAAUGAACUGUCAACACUGCCAGCAGAAGUUUUGUCGCUAGUUAAUGCUCCCGACUUGUUUAGAGCAGGCUGCACCGUUAGGUGGAUAGCUAGUGCUAGCCACCUACCAUCAAGACGUGGAGGUUAAUGCUUGCAUACAUUUAUAUGACCACCAGCUGUUGCUUGUUGGGACGAGCAAUUUGAAUUGGUCCUGUUUUAUUUGACUGGCUGUUGAGAAAACUGCCAAAGAGCGAGAGCAAACGGGGUCGUCCGGUUUUGACACUUCAUUACUCUUGGGUCACCAUGGCGCAGCAGCAGAUGCCAAGCUCUCAUAAGGCACUGAUGCUUGAACUGAAGUCUCUCCAAGAGGAACCAGUGGAGGGUUUCCGCAUCACCCCAGUAGAAGAGUCAGACUUGUACAACUGGGAGGUGGCCAUAUUUGGACCCCCCAACACACUUUACGAGGGGGGAUACUUCAAGGCACACAUUAAGUUUCCAGUUGACUACCCUUACUGUCCACCUACUUUCCGUUUCCUCACGAAGAUGUGGCACCCCAACAUAUAUGAGAAUGGGGACGUGUGUAUCUCCAUCCUUCACCCCCCUGUUGACGACCCCCGGAGCGGAGAGCUGCCCUCUGAGAGAUGGAAUCCCACCCAGAAUGUCAGGACCAUCCUACUGAGUGUGAUCUCUCUGUUGAAUGAGCCCAACACCUUCUCCCCGGCCAACGUCGAUGCCUCUGUUAUGUUCCGCAAGUGGAGAGACAGCAAGGGCAAGGACAAAGAGUAUGCCGAGAUCAUCAGGAAGCAGGUCGUGUCCACUAAAGUGGAGGCGGAGCAGGACGGCGUGAAGGUGCCUACUACGCUGGCAGAGUACUGCAUCCAGACCAAAGUGCCUUCCCACGACAGCAGCUCGGACCUGCUCUACGAUGACCUCUACGAUGAUGACAUCGAGGAGGACGACGAUGACGAUGAUGCAGAGGCAGUGGGCCAGAUGGCAGGAGAGGGUGGCUUCAAUGACGAGGAAGACUCGGGCAACGAAGAGUCAUGACCUUCCUUCUCCUCUCGUUGUUUAUCUUGCUCCUUCCGACACCCUUCCUACCGAGGACUCCGCUGCAGCCUCGUCCUGUUCUGUCCUUACUUUCUGAUUCCUUCCCACGUGCGCACACACACACUCUUGCUGGCUCCAUCCCUUCUUGAAGGCGUCUCCUUGGCACUUACUUUACCUUGAGAUUUGUUUCAAUCUCUGUCAAACAUGCCCAAAUGCAUAAUUUUAACAUCAGUAUGGGGAUCAGAUUUAUUUGUUUUAUUAUGGCAUUUUUUGUUUUUCUAAUUUAUCUCCCUCAUUGACAUUCAUGAGGCAUAAUCCGUGGGUUAGUUUAUGCAACUUUACUUGUGGUCAAUUAUAUCACAAAGUGAUAUAAACCAAAAUGAUUAUUUCUCUUUCAACUAUUUGAUGGGUCCUUAUUAAACAGAAUUGCAUGCCUUUUGAUGACACAAAUUUGGCAUGUAUGCUGACUACCAGUGUUGCAAAAAACAUUUUGUGAGAAUUGCAAUUGGCUGCUUGAUAUGUCGCUAGAUUACAUUUUGCAGUUGCCGCCACAACUUCACGGCUCCAAUUUGCAUUGCUCCGGUCCCCGAAAUUCGCCCCUUUUCCUGCCGCACACCCCUUCCCCUUGUGCUUUUCUGCCUGUGUGUGCACCUGCUGUGACUUCUGUUGCAUAGGCAGCUAUUCCCAAUCUUGUUUGUGGGAAAAGUCGCUAAAUGGUAUCAAAACUCCCCAAAGGCAGCCUGAAAAGUAGUUUGACGCUAGGUUCUUUGAAAAAAGUCGCUGUGGGGGUCUGAGCUCUCUAAAUAUAGCGACUUCAAGUUGGCAACACGGGUCUCUAUCCCUCCCAGGGUUCUAUCCCUCCCAGGGUUCACAUACACAUUCCUCUUACAAACUCAUUUAAUUCCUUUUAAACUAUAUAGUGUAAAACCAAAUCCUAAUCAGAUGUAAAACCAAUUUAAAUUAACUCAAAUUUGUUCUUAAGCUGUGUAACAAGAGUGGUAAGAUGCACUCAAUGAACAUACCCCUCUCUUACUCUGUCUCACACAGUCAACAAAAUGACGACCCUUUAAUAAAAAUAAACUAAUUUUCUGUAUUGCCCUGACAGGGAUCUGAACACAAAAAGGACACUUAUUUUGCCAUUUUUGGUAGGUUCCCCAUUUUUCUCUGAGUAAUCUACUCAAUCAAAGAUCGCUAACAGAAAGGAAGGGUUGGGCACUCACUACCAACAAGCAUCUCUUUGAGUGGAUGCAUCUCAGCAUGCAUCUCUCCAACCAGAGACAGCAGAGAAGCAAUCUCUGCUCCAAACUCUAAAUGUACCUGGAACUGAUGAAGGGAAGCAGAGACAGGAUGCUAAGACAUACACCUGAUGUCAUUUGAGCUCUCAAACAGAAGAUGCUCCCGAGUAUUGGUACCGUACCAGCGCUGGAAAAUUUCCAUGGAGACUGGACUGGUGAUAGAGUUGUUUCCGUGGAGACUGAUUUGUAACUACCCUAUCUUUCUUUGGGGGACUUGAACACCAGGGAUUAAUGAGACAAGCGCACCCCCACACACACACACAGAGCGGUGGAGCCAUGAGAAUGCUCUGCACAGAAAACAGCAGGGAUCACUGCUGUUUCAAGAACAUUUGAUCUGUUUGUUUGUAUUUGCUGUAGUCUAUAAUCUCCCAUUCAAGGUUUGAUGAAAACAUCUCACUUUACCCAGAUACACAGGCAAUGAAUGCUGGAUCACCAUAGGAAGUGUUGGCCAUUCCAUAACACUUUGUUACAGCUUUCGUUUGGGGUGUCUGUGUCACCUACCUCCUCUACAUGUGUAUGUGCAACAGGCCUAGGUUCCCAUACUAUUUGAAAUCAUUUCAAAUGUCACAAAAGUGCAAACCUCACCUACCAGACAUCCCAGACUGGCAAAAGCUAACUAAUUGUAGAUUUCAAAUAGUAUUUGAACACAGGUCUGAUGACCAAGAGAUUUUGAGGGAAACGUUAACUGAAUGUCACUUAAAAGGCUUGGAUUUUUUUAUUUUGAGUCUGAUAGUCCAUAAGGGCUUCCAGAGUCAAUGAGAUUCAUGAUGUUUUGUUGAGAAAUAGAUCCUCUCCCCAGUUCUAGCCACAGGCCCCUUGACCCCAGAUAGGUAAUCAAUAAAUAGAAAAGCAUUCAGUUUGGCAACAAGUGGAGUGCUACGUAACCAUUAAUGCUAAUUUAUUAGAUCAUUCAUUUCAAGGAUAGUGUAGAGACUUGGGGCUCGAUUCCACCAAACCACUGGGCAGUAUUCACGCAGUAGCAUGUAGGCCUAAGCAUACUAGGUAAACAAAUAUAUUGCGUAAACAUUGCCAAAGCAGGUUGGCUUUGAUACGGCCAUUGGUGUCUUUCAGCUAUUAAGUGUUUAAGUAUAACAUUCUCAUUGUUUUUGUUUUCCUUGGUCUAACUUAACAUGUGUCAUGAAUUUUUUUCUUGUAAUGGAUGUUCACCAAAGAUAAGAGGCUUUCUUUUGUGAGUGUAAGGCUUUAUCUUUGGGUUGUUUGUUGCACAAAUAAAUAGAGGGCACUGGAAAUGUUGUCAAAGCUA
This is a messenger RNA of Oncorhynchus kisutch (coho salmon), 4125 nucleotides long. RefSeq names its product ubiquitin-conjugating enzyme E2 R2. The record is from RefSeq and is a predicted model, not a curated record. The coding region runs from base 823 to 1566 and encodes 247 amino acids. Lineage: Eukaryota; Metazoa; Chordata; Actinopteri; Salmoniformes; Salmonidae. The transcript has 5 exons.